GCCGAGCGGGAGCCGGAGUCUGAGGCGGCAGUGGCGGCGGCGGCGGCGGCGGUAGCGGCAGCGGCAGCGGCAGCAGCGAGAGAAGCGGGGACGGCGAUGUCUGUGCAGGUCGUGUCAGCAGCUGCUGCCACCAAGGUGCCCGAGGUGGAGCUGAAGGACCUAAGCCCCCCGGACCCCGAACCGCAGCUCGGGAUGAGCGCGGCGGCCGUGGCCGCCAUGACCCCUGCGGCGGGCGCCGGGGACCCUGAAGCCCCGGCCCCGGCCCCAACCUCGGCCCCGGCUCCGGCUCCGGCCCCGGCUCCGGCUCCGGCCCCGGCCGCGGAGCGCCCCCCGGCCCCCGGCCCCGCCGCUCUCAGCCCCGCCGCCGCCCCGCCCGCCGGGAAGGUGCCGCAGGCGUCGGCCAUGAAGCGGAGCGACCCGCAUCACCAGCACCAGCGGCAUCGCGACGGCGGCGAGGCCCUAGUCAGCCCCGACGGCACGGUCACCGAGGCGCCCCGCACCGUCAAGAAGCAGAUCCAAUUUGCUGACCAAAAGCAAGAAUUCAACAAACGUCCCACCAAGAUUGGACGCCGCUCUCUGUCCCGGUCUAUCUCUCAGUCAUCUACUGAUAGCUACAGUUCAGCGGCUUCAUACACAGAUAGCUCUGAUGAUGAAACUUCCCCACGGGACAAACAGCAGAAGAACUCCAAGGGUAGCAGUGACUUCUGUGUCAAGAACAUCAAACAGGCAGAGUUUGGCCGACGAGAGAUUGAGAUAGCAGAGCAAGAGAUGCCAGCAUUGAUGGCUUUGAGGAAGAGAGCUCAGGGAGAAAAACCUUUGGCUGGAGCCAAGAUUGUGGGCUGCACUCACAUCACUGCUCAGACCGCGGUACUCAUGGAGACAUUGAGUGCUUUAGGGGCUCAGUGUCGAUGGGCUGCCUGCAACAUCUACUCUACCCUCAAUGAAGUGGCUGCUGCCCUUGCAGAAAGUGGAUUCCCUGUCUUUGCGUGGAAAGGAGAAUCAGAAGAUGACUUCUGGUGGUGCAUUGACCGCUGUGUGAAUGUAGAGGGGUGGCAGCCCAACAUGAUCCUGGAUGAUGGAGGAGACCUAACCCAUUGGAUUUAUAAGAAGUAUCCCAACAUGUUUAAGAAAAUCAAGGGUAUAGUAGAAGAGAGUGUUACAGGAGUUCACAGGCUCUACCAGUUAUCCAAGGCUGGGAAGCUGUGUGUGCCAGCCAUGAAUGUCAAUGAUUCAGUCACCAAACAGAAGUUUGACAAUCUCUACUGCUGUCGGGAGUCCAUUCUUGAUGGGCUUAAAAGGACAACAGACAUGAUGUUUGGUGGGAAGCAAGUGGUAGUCUGUGGCUAUGGAGAGGUGGGGAAGGGGUGCUGUGCCGCCCUGAAGGCCAUGGGUUCCAUAGUGUAUGUGACUGAGAUUGACCCCAUCUGUGCUCUGCAGGCCUGCAUGGACGGAUUUCGACUUGUGAAACUGAAUGAGGUCAUCCGGCAGGUGGACAUUGUCAUCACUUGUACAGGUAAUAAGAAUGUGGUGACAAGAGAGCACUUAGAUCGCAUGAAGAACAGCUGCAUCGUUUGUAACAUGGGACAUUCCAAUACUGAGAUUGAUGUGGCAAGUCUUCGUACCCCAGAACUGACCUGGGAGCGGGUGAGAUCUCAAGUUGAUCAUGUAAUCUGGCCAGAUGGAAAGAGAAUAGUGUUAUUGGCAGAGGGCCGCCUGCUGAACCUGAGCUGCUCUACAGUGCCUACAUUUGUGCUCUCCAUCACUGCCACUACUCAGGCUCUGGCUUUGAUAGAGCUUUACAAUGCCCCAGAAGGACGCUAUAAACAAGAUGUCUACCUGCUGCCCAAGAAAAUGGAUGAGUAUGUGGCAAGUCUUCACCUGCCCACCUUUGAUGCACACCUGACGGAGCUGACAGAUGAGCAGGCCAAGUACCUGGGCCUCAACAAGAACGGACCCUUCAAACCUAACUACUACAGAUAUUAAGUUCCUGUAAUUGAAGCCAGAUGACAUUUUAAGGAACAGGACCCCAAUUCUUUUCUCCUCUACUGUACAGGACAAAACCCAGCAAGCUGCUUCCCUGAUCAGAGCCGCCCGCCAUGCUCAUCCCAUAGACCAUGUGUUAGAGUAUUUAUUUAUUAAAAACUAGAAUCCUGUGCCCUCAGCCUCAGCCCAUGGUGUGGUUACUGCCCUGAGGCUGUGAGAGCCACGGAGGAUGGACUGGGAGGAAGGAAGAAAGGGAGUGGGGAGCCCCCCUCCACCCACCCUUUGCAUCUUCUGCAUCAUUCUCCAUUAGUUUUGAGUUUUUGUCAUGGCCGUGUCUGUUGUCCAAGGUACAUUCAGGGAUUCCUGAGUCUUUGUCCCCAAGGAUUUUUUUUUUUGGAGGGGGGAAGGGGGAAGUUUUGUGACAGAUCUUCAGUAGCUCUUCAGUACCCUCUCAUCCUUCCCUAAGGGAGGACUCUGGAAAGCCACUCAGUCAGCAUGGCCAUAGGGCCUCAGCCUUGGCCAGCACUAUCACUGCCUUCUCUGACAAAGCUAUUGAGAGGGAAGGGUGAAAGUUUCAGUGAACCCCACAAAAAUUCAGCUAUACCUGCCUCUACUGGGGGUCCCCUUCCUUAUAAAAGAGUCCUGUUUAUAUGUUUAUGGCCAUUUGGACAUUGAUUCUCAGGAGACUGUGCCUCCAUGACUUUCUCGGCAGCUCUGGUAUUGCUUGGAUUUUUUUUUUAAGUCAGUUUUCCAACUCAACCAAAGCUCUGCUCAGGAAGUGGGAACCAAAUCCAUGAGGAUCUGUCACUUUGUUCUCAUGCCAUAUGACUGGAUAAUGUCUCAGGAAGCCCGUCUAGGCAAAAUUGGAAUAAUCUCGGAGGAGAAUUUGUAAGACUCGGUUUCUCCCCAUCUUCCUGUUGCUGCCCAGAAUUGCCUCUGAGACUGAGCAAAGAAAGAAUAUGCAAAUAUUCCUCAGGCAGCUCAAGUAUGUUUAGAGUUCAAUAAUGGAACAGGCUCCCCAGCCUGCAGUUUAGCGAAUUUGGAACACCACCUAAAUUGGCUAAGAAUUCCUGUCUUCUGGGGGAUUUCCAGUUUGAUUAAGUGGCUGAGCCAUUUUAUAAGUAUCACUGGACUUAUAUGUCCAGAGGAUCACAAGCUAGUUUGAUUAGUUCUGCUUCAUCAAACAUUUAUCCCUGUGGUCAUUACCAGCAAUGGAGCCACGAUCCAGUUUCUCCGCUGUCUGGCUUGUGUUCUUUCUUCUCUGCUGAAAUCUCUCUGCCCAGCCUCUUCCUUCUCUUUUUCCACCCCCAGUCCUCAAUUCUGUUUAAGAAUCCUGUGUUGUCCAUCAUCUCAGGGUGAUUUCUGAGGCAACGCUAAUGUCACAUAGAAUUUGUUAAGAUCAGUGUCCUGAGACUCUAGCUCAUUCCCCCCUGUGUAUUCAGCUUUGGUUCUUCCCUUGGAAGUACCUGGUGCUGGUACAGGACUGGACUGGGCCAGCUCUUGCAAGGGUCUGGUUGGUCUGAAGGAACCCAAAGAGAUCGAGUGGAUUCCAGGGAUUGAUGUCAGUGUUAGGUUGGAUCUAGGGCAGUCCCAGCUAUCUCUGACCACUUAGGAACUUCAGACCUACCUGAAAGCUACCAUAAACCAUUUGAUUUUAGAAUAUCAUGUGGACUACUUCUAGUCUUUCAGGAUAGCUUUGACCUAGGCCAGGUCUUCCAGGGCUACACUAAGUUCUUUUGCCCUACUCCAUCCCUUCAGGCCUUACCUAAUCUUCAUCUUUUACCCUCAGGGCCAGCCUGGAAGUGACCUUAACUUUGGGGAUAUGGAGAGGAGAGGCUUAAACAGGUGACCGUUGGCCUCAGUAAACUAUAUUUGCUAGGUUCUAAUCUAUAAACCCAAUCUUCUAGAGAACUAUUGGUAAUUGUUGAAUCCCAUUUAAGCUCUUGGUACUUGAGGGUAUCCCUUCUGAACUCUAUUAUGCUUCCUUCUAAGGAAGAUCAUCGAUGUCUAGAUUCUUCAGCAGACAGUUCCUUCUGACCUGCUCUAUUCUACCCUCCUCUCCUACGCAGUGCCAUGUUUCAUGGGCACUUAAUUGGUCCCCCAAUCUCCCAAACAGCAGAGUCUAUCAGUCAGGUACCUUGGACUCUGACAUUCCCUUGAGUCAGAGGCCCCAACCUACUGUUCUAAAGGGCCUGGUUCUGUAAAGAGCCCAGUACCUGGAAGUUACAGAUUAUGGACUACUCAGUUUGUUAAAGAACCCCUUGUCUUAUAUAAAUUAAGAUGAAGAAGGUGGUGCCCUAGAGUUCCAGAUAACCUAUCUUCACUUCUCCUGGAGUCUGUGCCCAUUAUCCCCAGACUGGAACCAGGAAUUAGAUACCCUUAGUUUGACACCUAGGCGGUACCCUUCCUUGUCCAUCUUGAGUUUGGGACCUAUCAGAUUAGUGCUUCAGGUACACAGUCCAAUUAUCUGGGAACAGAGGAAAGAGCUACUUGUUCUGUGUCUGGCUCCAGCAUGUUGGAGGUGCUGUUCUCAUCAUUGAAUUUAUUGAUUCUUAGUCCUUAUUUUAACUUCUAUGUAGAUAUUUAUAUAUUUUUUUUAAAUAAGAAAAAUAAAACUGAAUGUCCCCCCUCCCUCUCCCACUUCUGAGCACAGCUCCCCAUAGCCAUGCACUCCUAUAAAGCUUUUUCUGCUGCUGGCUUCUCUCUCAACAGAUCCAGAAUUGCUGCUAUGCUCCUAUGGUUGUCUCAGCAUUAAACUCUGUCAUGAUUUUUAAAAAGAAAUCAAAAUGCAUUGUUGCAUAAUGCUUUUUAAUUAAAAAAUUAGGAACAGAAAAUAGGCAACACCAGCAAAUUAUACAUGGACAAGUCAUUCAAUUCUGAACUCAAAAUAUAUAUAUAUAUAUAUAUACGUAUAUAGACAUAUAUAUCACAUAAAAUAAUCAUCUAAUUCUUAUUGUCAUUCUACUAAAAGGAAAUAAAAUCUUUGAGGAUCUACCAUUCCAAAAGACUGUUGGAAAUCUUCAUGUCUGAGUGAUUGUAUUAGAUCAGCAAUAACUAUUCUGUAAUCUCAAAACAAAUAAAAUGUUCACAAAUUGA
Sarcophilus harrisii (Tasmanian devil) is the source of this 5079-nucleotide messenger RNA. It is a transcript of the gene AHCYL2, whose product is annotated as adenosylhomocysteinase like 2. The record is from RefSeq and is a predicted model, not a curated record. Gene Ontology annotation, cellular component: cytosol. Gene Ontology annotation, biological process: L-methionine cycle. Lineage: Eukaryota; Metazoa; Chordata; Mammalia; Dasyuromorphia; Dasyuridae. Bases 97 to 1983 code for a protein of 628 amino acids. The transcript is spliced from 17 exons.